Molecule: messenger RNA, 5969 nt
Organism: Hyposmocoma kahamanoa
Lineage: Eukaryota; Metazoa; Arthropoda; Insecta; Lepidoptera; Cosmopterigidae
Exons: 7
Coding region: 373-5958 (1861 amino acids)
Source: RefSeq, a predicted model, not a curated record
UUGAACUUAAAUGAAAAUAUAUCAAAAAAAAGUACAUAUAGUGACAUUGUUAUUUCAACACUAAAAAGUGUAAAUCCAGUAGAAAAUUCUUUAAAAAAUAGUACUAACCAAACUCUUAGUUUAAUACGAGACACUGAAAACCAAUCCAUCUCAACACAGGAGAAAUCUUUAAGAAAUGAUAGAGAUAUUAUAGAGUCAGUUAGAGAGGAUGAUGAAUUGCAAGAUAAUUCUAGGAGAAGAGAAGUUAACGUGAUUCCCGAAGAAGAUGAAAAUGAUAAAGAAGUUAAUAUUUUACCUGAAGAUGAUGUCGAACUUGUUACUCAAAAAAAUACGCAUUCAAUUGUCACUAGUGAUAUUCCCGUGGUGACCGUCAUGAGCAUUUACACCCCUGGAGUAACUGUAACAAGUACAAUAACUUCCGAAGUAAUUGUUGCUCGUAGCAAUACUAAUGAAGUUAUUACAAACACAGAUACUCCAGAAGUCAUUGUUUUAAAUACAGAUGCUCCUGAAGCAAUUAUUUCCAGUACUGAUGGCCUCAAAGCAGACGUUACAUUUACAAAUGCGUUAAAUAAUAACGUAACAAGUACUAGUAUUACCACUACUACUGAUAAUUCUACAUUGACAACAAACAAUUUUACAACAGUGGGUUUCAAUUUUAGAGCAUCUGAUAUAAUAUGGCCUCAAGCGUCAGAUAUAGUUUUUGAUUCAGCUUUUGUAGGUAAUGGGACUGAAGGAAAAACUACGACCAAAGAAAGUAUAAUGGAAUCAACAACAGAUGUUAAACUUAUAUCAGCGAUGAGUACAAAUCCACAAAAACAACAUACAGAAAAUUUCGACGACCUGAGAACUUUUAAAAGUAUGAAGUCAGCUGAUAAUCCUAUACCAGCAUCCAAUAUGUCUGUUAAAAAAAAUAUCACAAACUUAGUUACAUUAAACUCGACCCCGAAUGCGGGAUCUCCAGUGUCGGAAAAUCAAUCUAGUAUAAAUGAAGAUUAUCCAAUUUUUCCUCGAAGACUAUAUUCACAUGCAUUAUCCAACGAAGUUGGUGCGUACCCUAGUAUAAAUAAGAAAAAUCCUUUGUGGAAAAUAACCCAAGACCCUGAUUCAAUCGCCUCCGAGAAUGGAAAACCAAAUAUUCCAGAAUUUCCAAAUGCACCACUUAACAAAGAUGAUGGGCACCUUACCAUGAAAAAAGAUAUUCAUUUGAGGGAAAAAGAAAAAUCUGAUUUAGAAAUGACUGACGACAAUAUUGACGCAACCACGGAAGAACUAUAUUUUUUGAGAUAUAAUGACACAACUUCCAAUAUAAUAGCACACAAAUCUGAACUAAUUCACCAUUCACCACAAACAACCACCAUCGUCACCAAAUAUCAACAACUACCUCUGCAACCUUUUAAAUCUGUUACUCCAAUACGAACUACUCGAGAGUUAGAUACUUUAACAUCAGAAUACGCAGAUGAUUUAACAUCAAAUAUGGAGAACACAAAAGUAGAGUUAAUUAAAAAGAAGAAAAAGGCUAAUAAAGCAAAAAUGUAUAGUGUUUCAACAUCUCGAACAGAAGCUAUACUUGAAUCUACUUCUGAAAACGAAGCGCAAGCUACACCUGUCAAAGUGUUGAUUAUUAAAAAUGAAUAUCCAUUUGUGAGAGCUCAAAAAGAUGGCACAGAAACUAAAAUAUCUGAAGGUACUACUACAAAAUUUUCAACAAUAUCAGCAAACGAAUCAAAAGCUCCGCUGUAUGUCUCUACUGGUGGCGCAAAUUUGGAAGUUGUACCGUUAAUUUCUGAUGAUAACAAAGAAACAACCACUGAAAUACAAUUUAUGUCUGUAAUGAGUACUAAAACCAAAUUUUCAAGUACUAGCCCUAGUAUUGAUUCUAAACAUAUUGAAAGACGCAUAGGAGAGCGUGAAUCAAUUGUUACUGAAGAACUAACUACUUAUUCAAAUACAGAAGAAAAAGGAUCAACUAUAAGGGAAAUAGCUGUUGACUUCAUUACAACUGAAUCUGUGAGCGAAGUGACUAGCGACAAAAAAAUUGGACUAGUAAGUGAACCCACUAGUGAGUCAACUAAUGACUUAGCUGACAAGAUAGCUAGUGAAUGGGCUGAUAAGCCAGUGAGUAUAGCGGCUUAUGAAUCCACUACUGAAACGCCUGGUGAGUUCGCUAGAAAUUUUCUCAAUGAAUCGACUACUACGUCAGCUAUUAAAAUAUCUAGUGAAGUAAAUGACGGUACAAUCAGUGAGACGGCAAUUGAGGUACUGAGCAGUAGCACUAGCGGGUCAACAAGUGAAUUGGCUACUGAUUCAACUACUAAAAUAUACACUACAUCAUCAUCAACAUCAGUUAGUGAAGGAAAUAAAGAGGCAACUAGUACAUUCCCAAGUGACUUAGCAAGCGCGCAAGCUAGUAAUUUAGCUAGCGAACCAAAGAGCGAAACGACAAACAAAUUAAUAAAGGAGGCAGCAAAUGAACCGGCUAUUAAGUUAGCUACUGAAACAUCGAGUGGGACAAGUAAUGAUGCAUCCAGUCAGUUAUCAAACGAUUUUGCAAGUGGACGAGAUAGCGAGUUAGGAAGUGAACCAGGUAAUGAGAUAACUAGUAAGUUACCUAGCGAGUCAGCCAAUGAAGCUAUCAGUGAGUCAAUUAUAAUUGAACCAACUCCACAAUCAGUAUCUGAAGUAAAAUCUGAAGUAGAACAAUCUACCCAGAAUAAAAACAAAGUAGAUAAACUAAAAGAGGGCACAACAGCACUACCAGUUACAGUACCUAUAAGUAAUCAAAAUGCACAAAUUGAAAAACCAAUCGAUGAGUCUAAGCAUAACUUCGAACUUACACACGCUACUACUGAAAAUACAGAAGAAAAUGCAACAGUCGCUGAAACUCAAGUAAUAACUACAGUGAUGCCUUUAUCUACUACUGACAAUAGUGACAUUGAAGUUAAAACAGAGAAAUUUGAUGUGGAAAGUACUUCACGUAAUUAUGACUCUAGUGAGAUAAUGACAAAAGUACCUAGAGUAGUUGAAUUAUAUAAACCUAAUUUAGCCAAGAGUACUCAAUCUCAACAAGUACAAAACUCAAAGCUAUCUUUACAACUUGGUCUUGUACCUGAAGAACCAGUUACAGAAAGGAAAUUUGAAAGCUUAAUCAAAUUUCACACAGCACACGUUACGAAGGAAUAUAGUGUGUAUGAAAUUCCUCCUAAUGAAGAACCGUUCAAGAAAAUUGAUAAAUAUUUAUCAAAGAAACUCUCGCAAAGUGAUAUCAAAAACGCUAACAAUAACAACAAAAAAGAACCUAUUUUCGUUCCCGUCUCUAACUAUGGCUCUGAGCACGCGAACUAUAACCCCAAAAUAAGAGUUAAACUUUACAAGCAAGACGCACUUGUAAAUGUUGCAAGAAAUAACGAACAACAGGGCAACGCAGAACGAAUACCAAUAUAUGAUUACAGUGCUAAGAAUGCUUAUUUUAAUCCACUUGACCGUUUAGGACCUGAUCUUGGUGAAGAACUUAUAGUUAGAGGUAAUUUUGUAAAAGAAGCUGAUGAUAAUGAACCGGUGGAGAUAAGUGAGGCAGAAUUGCAAAGAAUUUUAAGAGAAGAUGAUGAACCAGAAGUUGAUGGUAGAAAUGAACCCGAUGAAAUUAGCGAAUCAGAAUUGAAAAUGAUUUUAAGAGAGGACGAGUUACCAUCUGGAGAUGAACUUCAAGUACUUAUGAAACAAAGUGGAGCUACAAAGGAUGAAGUAAUAAAAGCACUAAAAUUAGACUCAAAAAGUAAAGAUGUUUUACGGAAAAACACCGUUGUAUCAUUCGUUUUUCCUCCAAAUAAAGAAUCACAUCCGCUAAGAAUAGUUCCGCUAGAUAUACAGGAAAUAUUAGACGACACUGGCGGAAACUCAUACACAAAUAUCAAACCAGCUUCUUAUGACAACUUUGCAGAAAAAAAUGUUUAUUCUUCACCACACAAAUUAGUCGUGGACUUACAAAAGUUGAUACAAGAUGAUGCCUCCACAUCUAAACAUAUAAUGUCAAGAGACGACGCAGAUUCCGUUGAAAAUUCUGACAGUAAAUAUGACAAUAUCAGAGAAUCGUUACGUGAAAAAUCGAGAUUAUUUUACCCACAAAAGAUAAUGCUAGACUUACAGAAAUUUGACGAUGAUCCACGACUUGUUAAUAUCCUAAAUGUCAGAUCCAAUAAUAGAGAGCUCGGUGAAUUGAGACAGAAGUUUGAGAAUGACAGUCAACGUAAACCGAAAUCAAAAAAACCUAAUAUUUUGUUUAGAAGCGUUUUGCCUGGGAAAAGUGGUAUUUUAGAUGUUUUACAGAAAGCUCCAACAAAAACGAUAUCAAUGGACUAUUUCGACUUUGAUUAUUACUUUGGACAUAGAGUACACGAACGAACUGGUUCCAAGAAAAUUUCCCGCAAUAAUCAAGAGAAACCACUGCGAAGUCAACACGAGCCAGCAUCAGUACAUUUUCCUGACUCUGACGAGGAAUUACAUCCUUAUCAUAGUUUGAAAAAGAAUCGAUUUGGAAAUCACAAGAAUUUGGCACAUGAAUACAUUAUUAAUACCAAACAAUAUAAAAGUUAUAAAAACAUGAUGAAUUAUACCGAUCCAGAUAUUAAAAGAAUUGAAGAUAGACUGAAGGAAUAUGUAGAAAAAAAAUAUAAGGAAAGAGUACCAAAGAAAAACGAAAACGAAGGCAAGGAUAAAGACGACAAGAAAGACGAUAAAAAUCACGAUAACAAGGAUGUAGUCACGAAGAAGACAGUUGAAGAUAAAAAAGACGAAGAUAAGAAAGAUGAAGUUAAGAAAGAUGACGUUAAGCAUGAUGAAGAUAAGAAACCCAAAAGUAAAUUAAGGACAAACGAAAACAUCCAAUACGUAUUAGUCGUGCCACAGUCUGGUAAAUCGUUAAAAUACUUGAAGUUGGAAGAUUAUAAAGAAAUGCUGGACAAUAUACUAUAUAGUAGAGUAUCAGGAACUAAAGCAUUAAUAACCAGCCUCACUAAUAAUGAAGAGAGAGAAAAGGACAUAUUCAAAGGAAAAGUAAACAACGUAGCUAAGGAGUUAGACAGAAUAUUACACCCAGACAAAACUCGAAGCGUGAAAGAAAUGAGACUAAUAAUGGACCAUUCUGACCAAAUUGGCAUUUACGAUACUUUAAAGAAAGUAGAUAGGUUGUAUGUACGUGACAAAAACGAAAUGGUGGAAUCGUACAUAACUGUCAUGAAUGAUAUGAUUUCGACUGACAAUGCAGCAUUGGUUCAAUAUGAUUGGUUGACGACUACUGUAGAAAUACGAUCAGCGUUGAAAAAAAUUAUAGACUUGAUCGAAAGCUACAAUAAGCAAGAAGCAAUGGAUCCCGACGACUUACAACUCAUGGAAUACCUUUUGUAUCUAUAUCAUACAACUGUGAAAAGAUCGUCUACCCGAAAAGCGAACGAAUUUACUAGACGUCGAGGAGGUAAACUAUAUAACUACUUGAGAAAUUUUGCAAAUGAUCGAGGCAUUUUACCAAAGAGCUAUAGGAACAUAAGAAAACAUAAGGUUAAACAUUCUAAUAAGCUGAAGAGGGAAACCAACUGGUUGCUUGGAGCCGUUCACCAAAAGGAAGUAGCAGAUUUCAAGACUUUCUUACUCUCUCUGGACACAGGAUUAAGCGAUUUGCACGAUGCGAUAAAACAUAUAGCUAUGAUAGCAACGUACACGAACCAACAUUGGUAUCGUAACUUGAAAGAACUAUACCUAUACGAUCGUUCUAGAAAACGAAUUCUAGAAGUUAUUCUACAUCUUUUUACAACAAGACUUCUACAUUUAAUAGACAACAGUGCGAGUAAUGGAGGCGAAACUAAUUUUGCGAGAUAUUUGAAAACUAACCCAAAGGACGUUGUAAGAACUGUCAAGGAACUCGAAACCGUUCAGCAGCUGCUUUAUGAAAGGAAUAGAAAAGCGUAAAAAAUUGUGAU